This is a messenger RNA of Anthostomella pinea, 810 nucleotides long. The record is from the annotation of a GenBank genome assembly. Lineage: Eukaryota; Fungi; Ascomycota; Sordariomycetes; Xylariales; Xylariaceae.
AUGGCCGAGCCUACUGGUCUCAUCGCCAAGAGUGGCAUCGAGCUCCUGACCUUCGGCACGCCCAACGGCUUCAAGGUCAGCAUCCUGCUCGAGGAGCUCAAGGAGGCCUACGGCCGCGACUACACGUGGCAGUCGAUCAACAUCAUGAAGAACACGCAGAAGGAGCCGUGGUUCACGGCGCUAUGCCCCAACGGGCGCAUCCCGGCCAUCGUGGACCACGACAACAACGGCUUCGCCGUCUUCGAGGGCCUGGCGAUUUUGGGGUAUUUGACGCGGCGGUACGACCCGGAGCACCGCUUCAGCUUUCCCGUGGACAGUGAUGAUUAUACGGUGUGCGAGGAGUGGAUGGCAUGGCAGCACGGUGGUUUGGGCCCCAUGCAGGGCCAGGCCAACCAUUUUCAUCGCUUCGCGAAGGAGCGCAUCGCGUACCCGACGCAGCGAUAUGUGGGGGAGAGCGAGCGCCUCUACGGUAUUUUGGAUGCGCGGCUGGCGGAGCGCGACUUCGUGGCCGGUCCCGGCCGCGGCAAGUUCAGCAUCGCCGACAUGAGCCUGCUGGGCUGGGUCAACAUCGCCACCUUCAGCGGGCUCGACAUGGGCAUGUUCCCCCACGUGCAGAAGUGGCUCGACCGCUGCAUGGAGCGGCCCGGCGUGCGGAAGGGGUUCGCAGUGCCUAAUGUUAGCGGGUUGAGCAAUGAGAAGAUUGCGGAGGUGAUCGAGAGCGAUCCCGAACAGAAGAAGAAGACGGAGGAGGCGCGGAAGUUCCUGGAGGAGGCUAAGGAGAAGUAUGGGUAUAAGUACUUGUCACCGUAA